UUUCUGAAAAAGAAGUUGUGAAAGUCAUUAAAGAUUUACCUGCCAACAAGGCUUCUGGACCUGAUAAAUUGCCAGUCAGAGUGAUUAAAGAUUGCUUGCCGGUUAUUUCGUCUACGAUAACUAGUCUAAUUAACUGCUCCUUUAGUACCAAUACUUUCCCAGAUAUCUGGAAGAUUGCAGAGGUCAUACCUAUCCCAAAAACCGGAGAUAAAGAGAUAGCAA
Molecule: messenger RNA, 222 nt
Organism: Paramuricea clavata
Lineage: Eukaryota; Metazoa; Cnidaria; Anthozoa; Malacalcyonacea; Plexauridae
Source: the annotation of a GenBank genome assembly